AUGGAAGAACAGGCACAGCCCAAAUGGCGAGGCAAGUCCUCUGCUGAGGUGAAUGGCCAUGCAGCACAAGAGGUGUGGCCUCUCUUGGCUGAUUUCUGCAACCUACACAAAGUAUUCCCCAAAGUCGAGACAUGUUACCAACUAGAGGGAAUCGCCGGCCAAACUGGUCUAGUUCGAUACUGCGCCGGAUUUGCGAGCAAUCGUGACGAGUCGACCAUCAAGUGGGCCAAAGAGAGGCUACUGAUGAUCGACCCAAUCAAACGGUGCUUAAGCUACGAGGUCAUUGAUAGUAACAUGGGGUUUAAGUCAUACGUAGCAAUAAUGCAUGUAGUCCCGAUAAACGACGAUGGUUCCAUGAUCGAGUGGUCAUUUGUUUGUGAUCCGACCGAGGGCAGGAAAAUGGAAGACGUUCAAUCCUUUGGUGAAUCUUCUCUUCAAUCUAUAGCAAAGAAGAUCGAGCAUGUUCUUACCAUUUGA
Molecule: messenger RNA, 477 nt
Organism: Rosa chinensis
Lineage: Eukaryota; Viridiplantae; Streptophyta; Magnoliopsida; Rosales; Rosaceae
Product: lachrymatory-factor synthase
Exons: 1
Coding region: 1-477 (158 amino acids)
Source: RefSeq, a predicted model, not a curated record